AUGUCGUUUUCAACUAUUAAUACUAAUGAUAAUAAUAAGCAAUCAUUAAUUGAUUUUGCUCAAAGUUUGAAAGAUUAUGAAAUCAAUAGUCUAAACGCUAAGCAGAAACAGCAAGGCCCAGAAAAUGAAGAACACCAUGGCGUCGAUAUAUUUGAUACCUUGCUUUGUGAGUUUAGAUCCUUAAGUGGUACACAAGCAUUAUCUACCUGUAAUAACAGGAUUGUUUGUGAAAAUUGGACUUUAGAGACAAAACUAUGGCAUUUAGUAGAACUAUUAUUUUCGUUUAGAAGUACUUGUUGUUCUGAUGAUUAUUUGAAAGAAGAUUUAUCAGUUUAUGAUUAUAAUUCUGAUUUGGUAUUUAAGAAAGAAUUACUUAAUAACAACAAAGAAUUAUAUGAAAUAUGGCUUAUCAUGUGUUGGGUUCAACAAAAUUUAAAAAAAGUCGAAAAACCAGAUAAUUUACCAACUUCAAAAUGGAUUAAUUCUGUUAUUAAUGGGAAUUUUUCCAGUUGUGAUACCGAUUAUCCACUACGUAAUCCAACCAAAGAACUUGAUCCGGAAGAUAGAAAAAGGGAUUCUAUUUUUCAUAAGUAUAUCUAUCAAUUGCUUUUGUCUGGUAAUUACGAUCAAGCUCGUGAGGAAUGUGAAUUGUGUGACAACUUAACUUUAAGCAUGAUUAUGUGUGGUUUAGAGGAAUACUUUGAUCCCUCCAUCGAUACACAAAUCACUUUGUCUAAUAACGAAACUGCUAUCGUUGACAAUAACGAUGGUCCCAGUGGUUGUGCUAGAAAAGCUUUAUGGAGAAGAACAGUGUAUGCAUUAUCAAAAAAUCCGAAAAUUGAUAAGUAUGAAGCAAAUAUUUACAGAUUUUUGGCUGGCGAUGCAACACAUAUUGAUGCGGACCUUGAGGUUCAUGAUUGGGAUGUACACUUACUUUUAUAUUUAAACGAAUUGUGGAAUUCUUCUAUUGAGAACUAUUUGUUGUCUAAUGGCAGAAUUGCUGCCAAUGACUUAAUACUAAUUGCUCCAUCAAAUGAACUAAGUGUACAACAAAUUUUGGAUACAAUUUCUACUAAAUGUUACACAGAAAGCAGUCAUCCAAUUAGAAUUCUAAUGGGCUCUGUUAUAAUGAACAAUGUACAGAGUAUAGCAAAGAAUUUUGUCGUUAAAUUGUUAGAAGCCGUUGGGAAGCCCCACCACUACGAAGAACAAAAUGCGGCUGGUGACGAACAAACUGAUUAUAUUUUCAAAGAAUCAUACUUGUUAAGAAUUUUAACUCAUUUAUAUAUUAUUACCAAAGUUGUUUUUCCGUCCGCUGUUGAUGAGCAGAGUUUUUCAAAACUAAUUUCGGCAUACGUUAGUAUACUAAGCAUGUAUGAACUUUAUGAAUAUAUUCCAAUAUAUGUUAAAUUUUUGGAUGAAGAUUCUUUGCUAGAAACUUAUUCCUAUUUUUUAACAUCUAUAUACUCUGACGUUUUAAAAAAUGAACAAAUUCAACUAAGCACUGCUUUGAAUAUACCUAUGAACAAUGUUAUUAGAAUAACUGCUCAAAAGGUUUUUGAUGAAACUGCUUCACAUUAUCAGUCAGGCAAGGAUGUUGCAAUUUCUACUGUAGUAACAGAUGUUGAUAAAAAAAUUAUUAACAGUGUUCUUUGGCUAGAAAAGGCCCAAUUGUCGGUAGAUGUUUUAGAAGCAAUAAUAGCUGCUAGCAGACGAUUUUUACUCAAUGGUAGGGUUGAAUCAGUGGCUGUUUUAUUUGAUAGCAUUGAUAUUAAUUCCAAUAUAAAUAACUAUAAUUUAAGCAAGCUGCCUAUGUUGCAAGGUGACGAAAAGGAUGCCAAAGUGAAAGAGAUAUUAAAUUACAAGUUGUUGGUUAACGCCUUAAAGAAACGUAAAACUUGGCAAAAGCAAUCUUUAAAUUUAAAUGCGCAAUCCAAUUUACCAACUUUGAUAAAACAAUUCCAAGAUUUUUCACAGACUUUUUACAAGCUAACCCAUUCGUUUUUAACCGGAUUACAAAACAUAAACGAUGCUGGUAUAAUUUUUGAUAUUAGGGCAUUUUAUGUUCCCUUUUUGGUUAUUGAAUUACACAAGGAACUAAUGAGUGCAUCGAAAGCUUUAAAUAUAGAUAGAUUUGCUCAUGAAGCAUUAUCUUUGGCAACAUUAGUUGCUAAUGAGCAUUACAAAAUGUAUACAUUGUUUUUAGCUAGUGGCAAGUUAAAAGAGUUUUUGGACUUGGUUGCAAAAUCAUCAAUUACUAUUGGAAAAAUGAUAUAA
Saccharomycodes ludwigii is the source of this 2277-nucleotide messenger RNA. RefSeq names its product Nup84p (gene NUP84). NCBI's taxonomy places the organism in Eukaryota, Fungi, Ascomycota, Saccharomycetes, Saccharomycodales, Saccharomycodaceae. Gene Ontology annotation, molecular function: structural constituent of nuclear pore. Gene Ontology annotation, biological process: post-transcriptional tethering of RNA polymerase II gene DNA at nuclear periphery; protein import into nucleus; regulation of DNA-templated transcription. Bases 1 to 2277 code for a protein of 758 amino acids. The record is from RefSeq and is a predicted model, not a curated record. Gene Ontology annotation, cellular component: nuclear pore outer ring; nuclear pore. The transcript has a single exon.